GUUGGUCCGCGUGCUGCCAGCGAUGGUUUCCACAAUCAUAUAGGAUCUCAUUGCACACAACUGUGUGCGUCUACCGUCACAUGUUUUUCCAAGCUCGCACUUCAAUUCAAAACCCCAUCUUUCCGUCCAAGACCGUCUUGUUUGCUUCAAGUUGACCCUACUACUGACACAUACGCGUUCCUAGUAAUAGGAGCAUGGACCCCGCCGAUCUUCAUUCUCGGCAUUUCCGGCAAGCCGUCGCCGCGCUUUUCGACGGCUACUACCGCCUCCGAGGCGGCAAUCUCGCGUCGUACCCUUCGUUGCAACUCCUCCGACUAGCCGCAGCGGCGGCGGCGGCGGGUAACCUCGACGCUGAGGCGCUAAGGCGCCUCGAUUCGCAAUUUCGUACGGAGUCACUUCUGCCGGCAGGCUUUCCUGGUUUUCCACGCCUUGAAAUUGCCGGUGAUGCCGGUACUAGCGGUAAAGGUAUCUCCGGAAGCUGUCAACAAACGGCGGCAUUUUGGACGGGAGGAGCUGACGUAAACGGACUCCGUUUAGGAUCCGGCGGCACCGCCGCGGCGGCGCCAUCACGAGGGCCGACUUGGCCGGAGGAAGGACGACCCGUAGCGGAAUGGGAGCCGUCCGAUGAAGAUCUUGAUAUCUGCGAGGAUCUGGACCGAGCGUGGGGCGAUGCGGCAGCGCCUGUGACUGGGGAACUCUUUCCUGGAAGUUAUGAAGAUUUGAUUGACGUCAGAUUGGAUUUGAAUCGGGAGAAUCCGACUCUGAGCCAGAAACGGCAGGAGCACCGCCGGCGUGUUGUCUGCAGCAGCAAUGAAGGGCAGGAGGGAUGUCUCCGUGACACAGCUUGUAGCGAACUGCGGAUUGCCAGUAACGAGGAUUGUGGAUCAAGGAAUCACUCACCCAGGAGAAAACGGUGCAGUUCAGCACCCCCACGCCUAGCCGAGUGUCAGCCCGCUCUACUCCACAUACUCGAUACAAAGUUAGACACCUCUCAGCUGCCGAUUUUCCCUGUGCCACAAUCGGAUCAACAGCUACAUGAUCUGCUCCAAGGCCUUAUAAAGAGACUGCACCCUACCACUCCACUGGCUACUGCUGCUCCCCCUGCUCCUGUGCCCACAGCUGACUCAGCAUCGGAUGGUAUUGCUGAAAUGGCAGCUUUCAAUGCUGACGUGGACGCUGCUGCUGCUGCCAUGUCAGCCGAUGAGCUGGAGCAGAUGGACAUGCGAAUAAUCAUGGAAGUGGAUGACUGGUGGGUGAGAGAAAAUGCAGCGGAUGACUGAAGCGAUACAAUGGAAAAAAUGCAAGGGAUUGCUGGGUGAGAGAAAAUGCAAUGGAAAAGGUGACACAUUCCAGAUUCUUACAUGGUACGGUAGUAGUGUCAACUUAAAUAUAUUAUAAACCGUAAUCCCCCGUAUAUAACACCCGUCGAAAUAGUCACUCCGCGGGUGGUUUAUGCGGGGGGGAGCUUAUGAUAGGGUGAAUUUAGGAGAGCACCCGCUUUCGGGGGUUGCAUUUGUCAAACAUGUGUAUUUGUCAUGUUUGUAUAGACUGUAUAGGGUCGCCUCUUAGAGAGUACAACACUUCG
Molecule: messenger RNA, 1585 nt
Organism: Closterium sp. NIES-67
Lineage: Eukaryota; Viridiplantae; Streptophyta; Zygnematophyceae; Desmidiales; Closteriaceae
Source: the annotation of a GenBank genome assembly